Molecule: messenger RNA, 1038 nt
Organism: Lolium perenne
Lineage: Eukaryota; Viridiplantae; Streptophyta; Magnoliopsida; Poales; Poaceae
Product: putative F-box/LRR-repeat protein 9
Molecular function (GO): protein binding
Source: RefSeq, a predicted model, not a curated record
AUGCCAUCACCAUCGGCCCCGCCGCCAACGGCGACGGCGCGAAGUCGAUCCAAGAAACCACUGAGGACAUUCCAUGUCUCGGUGUUCAACCUGGUGCCGUUGCCGCCGCCGACGCAGGACUGGGCGGACCUGCCGCUCGACGCGCUCUUGUGCGUCCUCCACAAGCUGGACACCGUCGAGCUCCUCAUCGGCGGCGUGGCGGGGGUUUGCCGCUCCUGGCGCCGCGCCGCGCGGGAGGAGCCGUCGCUAUGGCGCCGCAUUGACCUGCGCGGCCAGUCUGUGCCCCCCUUCCGCUGGCGCGACAGCUUCAAUAUCAUGAUGCGGGACGCCCUGCGGCUCAGCGCUGGGCAGUGCGAGACCUUCUUCGGCGAGUACCUCCACGACGACACCCUCCUCUACAUCGUCGAGCGGGCACCAUCACUGAAAAGCCUUCACCUCACCAGGUCUUAUCGUCUCUCUGAGAAAGUAUUUCUAAAGGCAAUUAAGAAGCUCCCUCUACUCGAAGAGCUCGAGCUUUCACUAUGCCAAUAUGACAGCAAGGUGCUUGAACUUGUCGCUCAAGAGUGCCCCCGGCUGAAGCACUUUAGACAUGUAUGGAACAGCUACAUUGUAAACCGUAGUAAGUGCAAAGAUGACAAGGUAGCUUUUGCAAUUGCAAAGAUGCACGGGCUACGUUCGUUGCAUCUUAUCGCUGAUUACAUCACCAACACAGGACUGACAGCCAUCAUUGACAACUGCCCCCGCCUAGAGUAUCUUAAUAUCCGGGAUUGCCCCCGUGUCAGGAUGGAUGACAAUCUAGCAAAGAAGUGUGCAUGUAUCAUCAUGGAUGACUGCGAGUACUCUCUACCUCCCAGCCCUGGUGGUAGAUUUUGUUUCUCUCCACGUAAUGUUCCGGAUACCGACACCGAGGGUGACUAUUAUGACGACAACGAAGAUGAUAGCUCUAGUGCUUCGUACUGCCUUCCCGAUGUUUAUGACGCUGAGAGAGUUUUUGAUAACAAGAGCAUGCUUAGGUACACGAUACACCUGAGCAAAUAA